AUGGGAACAUAUCCUAGUUGUUUUUGCUGCCCUCAAUCUUAUUCUAAUGGGUAAUAAGAUACUAUAAAUGAUAAUGAAAUGCAUGUGACUUUUUUUAAAUAACCACUUUUUAAUUAAGCUGUUCAGAUCAAUCAAGAUGAUGAUGCUUCAUUACUUGAAAUUAUGGCAACAUAUGAAUAGUUAAUUAUUAGAAAAUCAAUAAGCACAAGCUUUCAUUGCUCUUCUAAUAUUAGAAGUCGUUCGAUCUCGGCUGAUAAUAAAUAAUAAAUGAAUAAAGAAUCUAUUAAGAACGCAAAGCACUUCAAAAGGAGAAAAUUACUAUAUAACAGAUCCUUAAGUGCCAAUUAACUUAUUAACAAUGGAUCGAAACAAUCACACGCAACAUAUAAGCCUACCAGUAUAUUGAAAAAACGAUCUUAUACUCAGGAAUCUCAAUUAUAGAAAAGAUUUAAAAAUAAUAAAGUUUCCUUCUUACCUUUCAUUUUAUAAUGUAAUACUAAAAUCUGA
Molecule: messenger RNA, 507 nt
Organism: Paramecium tetraurelia
Lineage: Eukaryota; Ciliophora; Oligohymenophorea; Peniculida; Parameciidae
Exons: 1
Source: RefSeq, a predicted model, not a curated record